AUGGCGGUCUCAGCCGGGUCUGUCAUUAGUCUAUCUCUACUACACCCAUCACCAUCUCCAUCCCCGGCCGUGGCCACUCCAAGACGAAGUCAUAGUUGCAGAAAACAGCUCUACUUGCGAGCUUUGGCCACUGGUUCAGAAGCUAAUGGCGAAGAAGGGAAAAUGAAGAUAAAGAAAGAGAAAGAGGGUUGGAAGAUUGAUUUCUCAGGAGAAAAGCCACCGACGCCAUUGCUGGAUUCAAUCAACUAUCCACUUCAUAUGAAGAAUCUUUCUGUUCAGGAUCUUGAACAACUAGCAGCAGAGGUUAGAGCAGACAUAGUACACAGUGUAUCAAAGACAGGAGGGCAUCUGAGUGCUAGCUUAGGAGUUGUGGAGUUAACUGUGGCUCUGCACCAUGUUUUCGACACCCCUCAAGACAAAGUCAUAUGGGAUGUUGGUCAUCAG
Molecule: messenger RNA, 444 nt
Organism: Camellia sinensis
Lineage: Eukaryota; Viridiplantae; Streptophyta; Magnoliopsida; Ericales; Theaceae
Source: RefSeq, a predicted model, not a curated record